This is a messenger RNA of Schizophyllum commune H4-8, 470 nucleotides long. RefSeq lists its product as uncharacterized. The record is from RefSeq and is a predicted model, not a curated record. NCBI's taxonomy places the organism in Eukaryota, Fungi, Basidiomycota, Agaricomycetes, Agaricales, Schizophyllaceae. The transcript has a single exon. The coding region runs from base 109 to 387 and encodes 92 amino acids.
CCCUCCCUUCUCCUUCGCGCCCUCUUUUCCCUCAUCUCGCCCUCACUCCCCCCUUUCCUUCGCGAUGGCGUACGCCCUCCUUCACGACGAAGGACGCCCUCCUCCUUCAUGACGAAGUACGCCCUUACCUUCACGGCGAAGGGCGCCCUCCUUCCCCUCCUUCGCCCUUUCUUCCUCGCAUCUCGCUCUCCCUCCUCCGCUCUCUCGCCCCUUUUUCCUUCACGACGAAGGACGCCCUCCUCUUUCGAGACGAAGUACGUCCUCCUUCGCGGUGGCGUACGCCCCCUUUCCUUCGCGAUGGCGUACGCACUCCUUCACGGUGACCUACGUCCUCCUCCUCCCUUGACUCGUCCAUCAGCCCUCGUCUCGCCCUCCUUUCCUUCGUGACGACGUUCACCUCCUCCUUCGCGACGACGUACGCCCUCCCUUCUCCUUCGCCCUCCCCCGGGCCGGCUCGGCCUCCUCCCCGU